GUCGUAGACGGUGGUCGCCUCUGCGUUUCCGCGUGCGCACUCGAGAGUGCUGGUGCACGCGUGCACGCGUACACACGGUUACGCGGCUACAUUGAUAAACAUGAAAGCAGCAGGUCGGUAACAAUCGUCGCGAAUCGCAGUUGCUACUCGGUCGCGCGAGCCGCUCGUUGCGACUCAUCGAAUUUUCCAAAGAUUUCACUCGCUCCUCGUUCCCCCUUUCCCGAAUAGCGUACUCGUGUACGCAUACGCAAAUCGGCACACCGAUUUAUACCCAGUUUUUAUCCAUGACGAUCGUAGUUGACCGUUGACCAAGUAUAUUUCUUUUCCGUUUCGUUAAAAAGCGAUGCGAUUACGUAAAUCGUGGAUAACUUUUGCGAAUAAUCUGUCUUUCGUCGACUCGAUAUUUAUAAACACACCUGCAGACUUGGAAACGUUUGGCCGAGUUGCUCGGUGCGAGCAGUUUCGUUUACGAUUCGCGACAGAGUUUUUCGAAACUGCGUGCCGCAGACCUCGAUUCGCUCGACGGGCAAGGUAGUCGCAUGGAAAAUGGUAAAAUGCCGAGCGCGUGAGGCUCGUUAGCGCGCGAAUAGCGAGCAGGGACUGCGCACAAAGGACGCCCGGUUACGCAAUCGAAUAGCGACAUUGGUGACAAUCAUCGAAUUACCCGGGAACCUCGAUCGAUCGUAGUUUCGCGCGAUUCUCGCCAGAAGAGCCUCGUUGCGCGAAUCCACCGCUAACUCGACGACAAUCCAACGAAUUCGACAUCCGAAAUUCGCGUCCAUGUUGCGAAGAAGGAACGCCAGGUUGUCGAGAUAUCAGUCUAGCUUGUUUCGAAUACUCCUCGAUUUCGCGAGGUUCGGAGGAACGUCGUAAUUCGUUGGAACGGUUAUAGAUUGGCGGUAAGCUUCCGCUAAACGAUCUAGGCGUCGUGCUAAUGUCGUGUUUACGCGGGACAAACAACGCGACGUAACUCUGUGGAAAAAGUGGAAUUUACAGUGAUUACGCAAUAGCGUUGGACAAUGGCCGUGGAUAGAAUGGAGAACUCGGGAGGAGGAGUGGUUAUCGUCUCCAGUCCAACGGCGAAUUUCGUGGCUCGAUCGCGUGACAGCGGCUUAAGGCGCUAAAAUAGAGCCUGUAGAGCAUCAGUGUAGUCGACAAGUCGGUGCCAGAACGCGGCUACGCAUUUAGUCUUUAACUGGAAGCAUCCGCGCGCGGAACAGGCCUCGCGAGCGAGGGCCAGCGAAAACGCGAGUUAUCCUCGAUCGGGUGGCACCGCCCAACGCUUUCAGGGAUCCUUUCGUCGAAACGAAUCGAUUCGUAACCGUGGAACGACGAUGUGAAGCAUCGCGAUUCGGAGGAUGCAACAAGUGAGUGGAGGCAGGGAGCAGUGGAGGAAAGGGGGCCGUGAUGUUAGAAGUUACCAUUCGCGAGUCGCACCGCUGAUCCCUGCGUCACCUCUGACCCAGCCUCGUGUCACCGCUUCCACGUUCCCCGACUACGGAAUGAUGAUCGUUUUCGAAACGAAAGGAUACCCAAUUCCGACGCGAUCGUACAGAGCCAAUGCGUCACGGUGAAAGUAUUUUCUUCGUUCGAUCCUCGUUCUCCCUACGUCGUCCGAUCGGUUUGGUUGUAUCGUCGACCUACGUACCGGAACCUCUAAGUCCCUUCACCGAUUCUUUUGAUGCGUCGGAUAGGACCGACGGUGAUCGAAAAGUGUUCGGAGAAAGCAUUCGCGAGUAGUCGAGAAUCCAGGCAGAUCAAGGGGGAGAGAAGUCUUCGGAGUGGAAUGGAUGUGAAAAGAAAGGAACCUCAACCGAACAAUCUCGAGGAAAAUCAAUUUCUCUGGAUGAUCUGUAAAGCCAGUAUCCCUCGAAUAUUGGUCACGAGUUUGCUCGCUUUCGGUCGAUACUGCGCAGAUCAUAUGCCAAAGAAAAUGACCCUGGGCUGCCUUCGAAUCCUGGCCGCGCUGCUGGUAAUCGUAAUGCCUCGAACGCUCACUUACGUUCUGCUAUAUCCGAUUUUCAGAUUAGUGUUCGGCAACUUGUACCCGGCCUACGCUUCGUACAAGGCAGUGAGGACGAAGAACGUGAAAGAAUACGUGAAAUGGAUGAUGUACUGGAUCGUGUUCGCGCUGUUCACGUGCGCGGAAACCUUCACCGACGUCUUCUUUAGCUUUUGGUUUCCGUUUUACUACGAGAUGAAGGCCAUUCUCGUGAUCUGGCUGUUAAGCCCAACCACCAAAGGUUCCAGCAUUCUCUAUCGACGAUUCGUGCAUCCCGCUUUGAUUCGCCGCGAGUCCGAGAUCGACGAAGCUCUGGAACGCGCGACAGAGCAGGGUUACAAGGCAAUUUUGCACCUCGGUUCGAAGGGUGUGAAUUACGCUACCACGGUUUUCAUGCAAACCGCUAUCAAGGGCGGCGGUGGUCUGGUACAGCAUUUAAAGAAGAGUUACAGCCUGAGCGACCUGACCGGCGAGAAACAGGACGAGAAUAGAAACACGCCACACAUGCACGACGAGACGGACAUGGAAGUGGAACCUCGUCGAAGAGAACACGUUGGGAGAAGAGGGUACAGUCCUCGUCGAACGCAAUCGGGCAACACUCGGGUAGAGAUGUAUUUCUCUGAAGUGGACGUGGAUGUUAGACAGUCAAGGUCUAGGGAGCCAACGACUAGCUUAACUAAUGUAAGGUCUUCGGACGACAUAUCUAGCGGAUACAGCAGUGGGGAAGCGCUACAAUCCAGCCGUGCAUCUCAAGGCGAUUCGUUAGUUCGAACAUCGAGCGUCGGUGCAAGAACACGCGCAAAACCUCGCUCCACCAUGAAGAAGACCCCAGAGGACUCGGGAGAGGAUUCCGACAGCAUCGAUCCUCCUUCUUCCAAAAACAUCUCAUUUCCGACACCUCUAAAUCUCGUGACUCCCGAACAAGCACUCGAGAUCUUGCUUCUGCUCUCGCAAAACAAUAUCAAGCUUCGCUACCCUCCCCCGCAGCAAGAAGACAAGUAAGAAAAAGGUGGCAUGAAAUUUAGAGACUGCUGAUCGUAUAAAAGAAUAAGACCAAGCGUUAUCUUUCGAAUGCAAUUUAUUUGAAUGUCAAUGCGCAUGCACGUCAAUGUGCAGCGAUAAACGAUCAGCAGCGGUACAUCUGAAUCAACUGAACACACCGAGAUGCAUAAUGCAUUGCGACAUUGUGCCCUAGCACUAGCGUUACUCGAAUCGUUUGUACAUACUUUCUUCAUAAUUUCAAUUUCAGUUUCGCAAACGAGAUUUUCAUCGAUUAUAUUCCAGCGUCUAGUUAAGUAGAUAUAGCAAAACAUACUCGAUCGAUCAGUUUCCAUUAAUAAGGCAACAGAUAGGUAAAAGAAAAAUCAAUCGAUCACGACGGACCUGUAACACCGUUGCUCACGGUCAUCCAAAAGAUUCUUAGGUCUCGUGUUAUGCUUUUUAUUGCGUAUCCCGAUACUCGUGCGUAAUGUCGUUUGUAUAUGAACAAUACGGUUCAAUCGAGUUUUAUAUAUAUAUGUUUAACUAUUACGAGGGAAAACUUGCGGUGCUUGUCGCACACGAUUAUUGUUGCUUACGAUCAAGCUUAGAUUUUACUGACAGAGACACGCGAUGUAUGACGAUACGCUGAUAUACGAAAUCGCAUGGAAUCCCGUUUCUAAGCUUUUCUAAAACUCUAUAGUUCUGACGUUUCGUAAAACGAUUCGAUCGUUGUAAAAAGAGUGGAACAUGCCGAGGAACACGCGAAAUUAAGCGUGGACAAUUGUACUUACGAGAAGGGGAUGAAUUCCGUGGAAUCUAGUCAACAAAUAAAACAUACUCAGGCAACUCUCGAAUAGUGCCACUUAACUUUCUAUAAUUCGUCUAUAUAAUUGUAGUUAGCAAUGAUACGGAAGCGUGAUUAAUCGAUAAAUGACUGUAUGAAACGGGUCAUCGCACUUUUUCACAGAAAUUAGGGAACUCGAAGUGCUGCAUAUAGCUGAAACGAAGCCAUAGAUAAUUUAUAAGAGCCCGUUAACGACCAGAGACGUAUCUAUAAUUCUGGAACACUGCUGAGGUUCGACAUGGUAGCUGAUCGCUUUUCUGUAUUUUUAUUCCAGCAGUUCCCAAUUGAAA
Eufriesea mexicana is the source of this 4117-nucleotide messenger RNA. RefSeq names its product receptor expression-enhancing protein 3-B. The transcript has 9 exons. Gene Ontology annotation, cellular component: endoplasmic reticulum tubular network; endoplasmic reticulum membrane; cytoplasmic microtubule. Bases 1682 to 3004 code for a protein of 440 amino acids. Gene Ontology annotation, molecular function: microtubule binding. The record is from RefSeq and is a predicted model, not a curated record. NCBI's taxonomy places the organism in Eukaryota, Metazoa, Arthropoda, Insecta, Hymenoptera, Apidae. Gene Ontology annotation, biological process: endoplasmic reticulum tubular network organization.